CAGGUACAUGACUCAGUUCUGUUCAGAAAGCUGCCAGAGCUGCAGCUAUCUGCAGAUCUCUGAAGAUGGAGGUUGUGGAUGAUCGGGAGCUCUGUUUCCCAGAAUUCCCCAAUAUCUCCUGCUGGAAGCCACCGUCUCCUUGGCCUGAAACAUUGCUCAUUAACAUUGCAUUGUACUCCAUCUCUGUGCUCACUGCAGUUCUCAACCUGCUCAUCAUCAUCUCAGUCUCCCACUUCAGGCAGCUCCACACACCCACCAACAUCCUCCUCCUCUCUCUGGCUGUCUCAGACUUCCUAGUGGGCCUCCUGGUGAUGCCAGUAGAAACCAUACUAAAAACCUCCUGCUGGUUUCUGGAUGACCUUGUGUGUUCUCUGUACAAUUAUGUGACUUAUACAGUUAUCUCUGCCUCAGUAGGAGACUUGGUGCUCAUAUCAGUUGACCGCUAUGUGGCUAUUUGUGACCCUCUGCAUUACACCACCAGAAUCACUGUGAAUAGAGUUAAAGUCUGUGUUUGUCUCCUAUGGGUCUGUUGCGUUGCCUACAUUGGUUUCUUGUUAAAGCAGGAUCUGAGUCAAAAGAACAGUUUUUGUAAUGGAGCAUGUGUGGUUCUCAUGGACCAAACUUCAGAUUAUGUUGAUCUUGUUUUAAACUUUAUUGUUCCUAUUACGGUCAUCAUAGUUCUGUAUUCACAAGUCUUUGUUGUGGCUGUGUCUCAAGCUCGUGCCAUGCGCUCUCACAUUACAGUCACAAAGCAGAGUUCAGUGACUAAAACAGCAAAGAAAUCUGAGCUGAAAGCAGCCAGGACUCUUGGUGUUUUUGUAGUUGUGUUUCUGAUGUGUUACUGCCCACAUUACUGUGUAAGUCUUGUAGGGUACAACUUCCUUGAUUAUUCAUCUGCCUCCUUUAUGACAUAUCUGAUCUAUUUCAACUCUUGUCUAAACCCUGUGAUCUAUGCCUUGUUUUACCCCUGGUUCAGAAAAACAGUUAAACUCAUUGUUACUCUUCAGAUCCUGCAGCCUGGCUCCUGUGAGGCCAACAUACUGUAG
Messenger RNA from Centropristis striata (black sea bass), 1046 nucleotides. RefSeq names its product trace amine-associated receptor 13c-like. NCBI's taxonomy places the organism in Eukaryota, Metazoa, Chordata, Actinopteri, Perciformes, Serranidae. Gene Ontology annotation, biological process: G protein-coupled receptor signaling pathway. Gene Ontology annotation, cellular component: membrane. The transcript has 2 exons. The record is from RefSeq and is a predicted model, not a curated record. Gene Ontology annotation, molecular function: trace-amine receptor activity. Bases 66 to 1046 code for a protein of 326 amino acids.